GGGCAAAGGUCCCCGGCCGGACUCUGCCCCCCCCGGCCAUGGAGCUGCCGAGCGCCUGCCGCCAUCCCGGCUGGUUCCUGCUGACCCUGCUGCUGGGGCUGCUGCUGUGGGUCCGGAGGAGACGCGGGUGGGACCCUCGGCAGUGCCCCACGGACCUGAGCGGCAGGACUGUCAUUGUCACCGGGGCCAACAGCGGCAUCGGCAAGUGCGUGGCGCUGGAGCUGGCUCGCAGGAACGCCCGCACCAUCCUGGCCUGCCGGAGCCGGGAGCGGGGCCGGGCGGCGCUGGAGGAGAUCCGGGCGGCCACGGGCAACGCGGCCGUGGUGCUGCGGGAGCUGGACACGGGCUCCAUGGCCUCGGUGCGCUCGUUCGCACGGGACGUGCUGCGGGAGGAGCGGCGCUUGGAUGUGCUGGUUCACAACGCUGGGGUCAGCGGUCUCCCCUUCACCAUCACCCCCGAGGGGCUGGAACAAACCUUCGCCAUCAACUACCUGGGCCCGUUCCUGCUGACGAACCUGCUGCUGGAGCUGCUCAAGGCCUCGGCCCCCGCCCGCAUCGUGACCGUGGCCUCGUUCCGGCACCGCUCCGGUACCGCCGACAGCCGCUUCCUGAGCGGGCAGCGCCGGCCCCGGGGUGCGGACACCGCUUACAGCAGCAGCAAACUCAUGGGGGUGCUGUUCAGUACCGAGCUGGCCAGGAGGCUGCGGGGCACAGGGGUCACCUCCAACGCUGUGAGCCCGGGUAUGGUGAGCACCAACAUCAUGCGCCACUUCAGCUGGGCCGUCCGGGCUCUCUUCGCCCUCAUCCGCCCCUUCCUGAAGUCGGCGGCACAGGGAGCCCUCAGCACCAUCUACUGCGCGGUGUCGGAGGAGGCUGCCGGCAUCACGGGCAAGUACUUCAACAGCGACUGUGUCCUGGAGCUGCCGUCGGCUGCCGCCCGCGAUGUGAGCCUGGCACAGGAGCUGUGGGACGAGUCCGAGCGGCUCACGGGGCUCAGCCGCGGCUCCCGGCACUGACACGGCCGUGGCUCUGCAUGGUGAUGCCGCAGCCAGGUCCCAUGCAGGCCACGCGGCACCAAGCACCAUGUGCCGGGAGCUGCAGCAGCUCCAGCAUCUCACCAUUCACCAGGAUUUGGCACCGCAGCUCAUCCAGCCCCUUCCCCAAAGAACGAGCAGCCACAGGGCUCAUUGUGCCAAAACAGUCACCACGACGGUGCCACCGUCGGCGGCACAACUGCUUUAUUAAAGGCGGUGUUGCCAUAACCGCUAUUCCCAGGUGAUGUCCAGCUCCAGGUGCUGCUUCCUCACGCUCUGCA
This is a messenger RNA of Melopsittacus undulatus (budgerigar), 1315 nucleotides long. RefSeq names its product retinol dehydrogenase 12-like. Lineage: Eukaryota; Metazoa; Chordata; Aves; Psittaciformes; Psittaculidae. The transcript has 6 exons. The coding region runs from base 39 to 1016 and encodes 325 amino acids. The record is from RefSeq and is a predicted model, not a curated record.